Messenger RNA from Oncorhynchus masou masou (cherry salmon), 3734 nucleotides. Its product is annotated as T-cell immunomodulatory protein-like. The transcript has 18 exons. Gene Ontology annotation, cellular component: plasma membrane. The coding region runs from base 232 to 2037 and encodes 601 amino acids. The record is from RefSeq and is a predicted model, not a curated record. NCBI's taxonomy places the organism in Eukaryota, Metazoa, Chordata, Actinopteri, Salmoniformes, Salmonidae.
GGUGUGACGUCACACCACCCAUUUAUUAACAUGUCAAUAGUCUAUCUCCCUCUUGUGCCAUUGAUGUUCUUUACCUUUAUAUUUACGACUAAAUAGGGCUGUCGAUUGUGUUAUUUUUGACAAGUGUCAAACCCCACGAGUUUAUGCUUAAUGCAUUUCUUGCCGUCAUUUCUGCCGUAAACCAAACGCGCACUGCAGUAUUCCAGUUUGUGUUGUUUGAAUUGAACAACUAUGAGGAUAUUGUUUUUCAAGAUUUUUACAUUUACUGUGUAUUUUGCAGGGCAGUAUUCAGCAUCUGCUCUUCAAGAUGUAACAACUGACUUGUUCGGGUCUGAAAAUCAUGGUACUGUGGCUGCGUUUGGUGAUUUCAACUCGGAUAAACAGACAGAUAUUUUCAUCAUCAGAGAACAAUCUGAGUUGGUGAUAUUCUUGGCUGAUCUGAAAGCCCCAUACUUCAAGCCAAAAGUCCAUAUCCCUAAAAAGGCUUUGCCCGCCAAUUGUAUCAUAACUGGUGUUGUUCCUGGAGACUACGAUGGAGAUUCUCAGAUGGAUGUGCUUCUUACAGUUCAGCUCAAGACCAAGGCCACCUCAGACACAAUGGUUUUUGUAUUCUGGGGAAACAACCAAACCCUGGAUGGGCAAGCGGACCUUAAUAAGACAUUUGUGGACCAACCUCUAAUAAUGGACUUCAAUGGGGACAUGAUUCCAGACAUCUUUGGGGUUUCUGCUGAUUUCUCCACUGAAGUCUGCUAUCUUACUGGAAGGAACGCAGUGUGGCAGGCAGCUCUUAGUUCACGUGUCAAGAUGCGUGUUCCUCAUUCCAAUGCUUUCAUCGACCUAAACAAGGAUUUCACCGCCGAUUUGUUCCUCACAACCCAAGAUGACAAUGGUCUUGGCUUCGAGACGUGGAUUAAUAAGGAUGGGAACUUUACCAAAACCCAGCCCGGACGUAUACCAGAAAAUGUCAAGAAAGUUGGCCAGUCUUGUUUUGUCGACUUUGAUGGAGAUGGGUUCCAGGACCACCUUCUCCCAGUGUGUCUGGACGAUGCAUGCCACAGGAGUGCCAUCUACCUUUCUAAGCCCGGGGAACCUGAGUGGGUGGCAGUCCUGACUGAUUUCCAGAGGAGGGAGACUCUCUGGGGCUUUGUGCCCCCCCAGACCACCCCUCCUGCUGGGGAGCUCCACAACCCCAUCACCCUGCACCUGGGAGACUACAACAUGGAUGGCUUCCCUGACGCCCUGGUCAUCCUGCGCAAUACCAGUGGGAGUGGUCAGCAGGCCUUCCUCCUGGAGAAUGUUCCGUGUGACAACGCCAGCUGUAAGGAUGUGGGCCGCAUGUUCCGUGUCCACUGGGACCAGUCUGACCUGGGGGCCAUCCCCGGGGCCGCCAUCGCCACCUUCUUCGACAUCUAUGAGGAUGGAAUAUUGGAUAUGAUCGUGCUCAGCAAAGAAGAGGGGAAAGAGGGCUUCAUCAUCCACGCUUUGAAGAACAACUUUGAAGCCGACGCGUAUUUCGUCAAAGUGAUUGUGCUUAGUGGACUCUGUUCUAACGACUGCCCGGGAAACGUCAAGCCGUUUGGUGUGAACCAACCUGGGCCGUACGUCAGCUACACAACAGUGGACUCCAACGGCUACCUGAAGAACGCCUCGGCCGGCCAGCUGAGCCAGUCGGCCCACCUCUCCCUGCAGUUGCCUUACACCGUUCUGGGCCUGGGGCGCAGCGCCAACUUCCUGGACCACCUGUACGUGGGUAUCCCCCGGCCCCUCGGGGACAAGGAUGUGAGGAAGCAGGAGUGGACAGCCAUCAUCCCCAACUCGCAGCUCAUAGUCAUUCCAUACCCACACAACGAGCCCCGCAGUUGGAGUGCGAAGUUGUAUCUGACCCCCAGUAACAUAGUCCUACUGACUGCCAUCGCGCUGAUCGGCGUGUGUGUUUUCAUCCUGGUCAUCAUUGGCAUCCUCCACUGGCAGGAGAAGAAAGCGGACGACCGGGAGAAGAGACAGGAAGCACACCGGUUCCAUUUUGAUGCCAUGUGAAGGAGCACAGGAAGAGAUGGACCAUGGGAAACAGUCAUGCCUGCUUUCUGUUUGAUUUAAGGUUGCUGGCCGAUGGAAUUGUUUAUUUAUUUAAUCCCCUCAAACUAUUGAGGAUGAGCCAUUUAAGUGUUUAAAUAUCCAUUAAAGAUGAUCAAAUGUAAAAGAGACAGACAGGUUACUUCUCGCAUACUUGCACAAAUUUGGUUGGAACAUAUUCUUUUUUUAAAUUCACAUUCCCUCGUACAUUUCAACGGCCAAAAUGAUGGCUGAACCCAAAUCUAAACAGGACUACUGAGUGAAAGUACACUGAGUGAAAUCCCAGUUGACUUUUUAGUCAAUGUUUUGGCUUAGCUCCUUGUGUGGAUGUCAAAUCGGCACUAACAGUUUACGUCGUGAAUUUGCAAUGUUUAAAUGUUCAAUCCAAGUCAUCCUGAUCUGCAAAACACAGUACUGAUUUAUUUGUUUUGGGGGAAGCAUUGCUAUUGUAAUGCUACUUGAAUUAUUAUGCAUGUCCAGUCAUCCGUUGUCUUCCUGUAUGCCUUCUGUAUGUCAAUUUGUAAAAGUUAUUGUUUUCUAUGGACUGCUAUAGAGGAAUCUUACACAUGGAGUCCACUGACCCAAACAGGGUAUUUCCACUGGAUGCAUCCAUUGUGCUCUACUGUAUAUCAUGCGCAUAGUACAUGGUCCAUAAUGAGGGUUAAUGUAUGUGUCAAGUUUAUUAUGCACUUUUCCCCUCCUUUUUCUCAUUCCCCUCCAAAUACCUGACAAUGUCCUAUCCUUGUUUGACAGCUCCCCCUUUCCACUGCCCUCACUCACAGUGGUAUUGGAAUGGCCUGUACUACUGACCCCUCUGGUUUGGUCAUGUCCUUUUUAGUCUUUCUCACUCUCUUAAUAAUCUUGUUUGUCUCACAUGAUAAACAUGGUGUGUCUUUGGACUGCCAAACAUUGUGUUCAUUAAAAACGUCAACUAAACUGUGGUGUUAAAUUGAAGAAUGGUCCACAUAACACUUAAACUACUUUUACGUACAAGGGGAAAUAGGUUUGUUAUUUAACCAACAGAAAGUGCAAUCAUCAAUAUUAUCAUCAAUGUCUAAGCCUCUAAUAUUAAAACAAUAGUAUUUCAUUUCCAAUUAACGUGGGGCACUGUUUUCAGGUGGUACUGGUCUAACAUCCAAAUAUUUAUUUUGCUAUCAUCUCAUGCCUGUGGUUUGAACCUUUUUUAAACUAAUGAUUAAUAGUGAUGUCUAAUAGAUUUUAUUUUUGUGUUUUGUUUGUGGAUUCUGCGUGUAAUCGGGAAAUAUGAUCAUUGCUUUUGAAUGUUUAUGAGAUGAUGGGUUGAAAAUUAAAGUGUUUAUCAUGCUUAAUUCAUGGUGGUUCUCACUUGUUUUGAAUUCAUUUACAUGUAUUUCCGUCUCACUAUCGCCUUCCCAUUUCAUAGACUGGCAUGUCCAUCCGAAAAAGUCAAUUCUCCUCGUGAGCUGAUGACUAAAGAAACGAUUGGAAGUGACAACUUGGCAUAGCCUACGGUUUCGAGUUAUUUUUAGCUCAUGCAGCAUAAUGUAUUGCAAUCUGGCACUUAUGGUAAAAUGAUAGUCUAAUAAAAUGGUUGACAUUUAAAUAGCAGUUGAUGUUUUACUGUCUGAUGUCUCUUGGGAACAACUUACUGAAUAAAGAGUGUCCUGAUUAAAUGCUGUCAA